This is a messenger RNA of Perca flavescens (yellow perch), 2274 nucleotides long. RefSeq names its product stromal cell-derived factor 2-like 1 (gene sdf2l1). Bases 115 to 768 code for a protein of 217 amino acids. The transcript is spliced from 3 exons. Lineage: Eukaryota; Metazoa; Chordata; Actinopteri; Perciformes; Percidae. The record is from RefSeq and is a predicted model, not a curated record.
UGUCAAGCUGUGAUUGGUUGACAGUAUAUUACAUCCAUGGUUGACAGUAGUAACGUUUGAAAGGGACUGAAUUCGCUGUUCGUCUUGACAGUGUCAGAGAACAAAGACACAAAUAUGGAGAUAAUACACGCUGUCCAUGUUUUUGUCAAAUCACUGCUGUUUCUGCUGCUGUGGUCAAACUGUGAAGGAAGAGAAUCGGAGCACAACCAUGUUACCUGCGGCUCACUGGUCAAACUGCUCAACACCAGACAUAACGUCCGCCUGCAUUCCCACGAUGUCAAAUAUGGCUCAGGCAGUGGACAGCAGUCUGUAACUGGAGUCGAGAACGCAGAUGAUGCCAACAGUUAUUGGCAGAUUCGUGGGAAACCCAACCGUCCGUGUCAACGCGGGGCAGCCAUCAAGUGUGGUCAGGCCAUACGCAUCACACACAUGAAGACCGGUCGAAACCUCCACACACACCACUUCAGCUCACCGCUGUCUAAUAACCAGGAAGUCAGUGCCUUUGGAGAGAAUGGCGAGGGUGACGACCUGGACGUGUGGACAGUGCAGUGUGACGGCAUCCACUGGGAGCGCGAUGAGGAUGUGCGCUUCAAACACGUUGGCACUGAUGUCUUCCUGAGCAUAACAGGCGAGCAGUACGGCCACCCCAUCCGCAGCCAGCGGGAGGUGCAUGGCAUGAGCACUCCUAACCAGCACAACUGGUGGCGCUCCAUGGAGGGUGUCUUCCUCCAGCCCAGCCAGGUGCCGCUGCGCCACGAUGAGCUCUGACAUCAUCACUGAGAGGGGCAAAGCAUGUUGAUUCCUGUUCGUGUGGCGCUUUUAAAAGUCUCCUGGACCAAAUGAUAUCAUGUGUGAAUGAUGUAGAAUAUUUGACUCAUCUCUUUACAUGUGAAGCACUCAGGCUGGUCUGAGACAAGGGCGGUAAUGUUAUUUUUGAAUAAAAUCAGUGAUACUCUAUGUAGUGUAGCCACAUGGUCUAUAUAUCGGUUUACUCCUAGGAGAAUUUCGUAAGGGAGAAAAUGCUUUUUGUAAAAAAAAAAAAAAAAAAAAAAGGCCCAACAUUAACAUAUAACAUUAACCAUAGAUCAUACCAUAUUUGAUUAGUCAAUUGAUAGAAAAUUUAUCAGCAACCAUUAAAAAAAAUGUAUUACCUGUAAAAGUAAAUUAUCAAGCAUAAUACCAAACAUUGGUGCUUGUUUGAAGAUUGUUGGUUGGACAGAAAAAGCUGUUCAUGUGACAUCUUCCAAUUGUGAAGGGAAGUCAGCUUGAUGUGUCUUUCAUCUGCUGUUUCCUUGGCAAACCACUGCGUUUUAGGUGGUCAACCUUUGCCUUUGUGCUUCUGCAGAAGAGCUUGGGAAGAACAUUUAGAAACACGUGUCUGCCUUGUAAUUUCUGCCUGUAAGGGACCCUUGUGUCUUGUUGCUAAACUGACUCCCCUGGUGUAAGAUUUAUUUUAGAUUAAACUGUCUUUUAGUAUGGCUGUUUCUCACCCAGUUUUAUUCCUUCUACACUGUUUCUGUUAAUGAUUGUGGUUCAAAUUACAUAUUAUGUUGUUGAUCAUUAAUAUCUCUUUGGUGUAAAUGUAAUGUUUAGUCAUGCACUGGGCUAUAUACUGUAUAUAUUGUUUAUUUGGAAAGUGGUCUGUUACUUUGUUACUGUCUUUCUUUAACCGCAUACAAAUAUCUCACUAUUUGCAAAAGGAAUGUUUUGAAAGCAUUUCACUUCCAUAAGAGAAAAUCGAUGCUGCUUUGACAGAGAACUAAAAGUUAAAAUCUACACUUCUUACAAUGCAGCUUGAUAACUUUCAUAGGACCUUCCCAGCUUGGUGAAUGGGCACAUCUUUCAAACUCCACGCCCAUAGUUUGUAUUUGCAGGCUCUUUGUAAUCUCCAAGUCCAAGUGGAGAUAACCCUGAUGACAUUGCUAUAACAUCCUCAGGGGUUAUUUUCUCAGAAUUGACGAAGCUCCUCCUGAGCCACAAAUUAUAAAAAAAAAUGUUUACAGGCUGAGUAGUGCUUAACGUGAUAAGUAAACCGACCUUGUGUGCUAAAUCAGUGGAGUGCCUGUUUAGUGAAUCAACCAAUUAAAUCAUAAUCGCAGGAAUAAUAAAUGACUGGUUGGUUUCUGGGGCCCUAGGCAAAACAUAAUAAAGCUGUUAUCUCAAAUCAGCUGGGUGCCCCAGGCCCCCCUAGUGGUUUCAUAUGUCCUUGGAAAGUAAUUUGAACUCUGUUCAUGUAAUGUCAAAUUCUAAAAUAAAGGCUAAUGAGUCAAAGUA